AUGCCGACCUCCACCGGCCGGGCCCUGACCAGGGGCCCCUGCUGUCACGCCACUGCUUGGCUUCCGGACGCAACCUUAGUCUGGUGCCAACAUCAGAGGUCGUGGGAACUCACACUGCACGGGUCAAUCAACAUGGCGGUGGUUUCAAGUGUCUUUCGUUCAGGUCUUUUCAGUAAUAAAGUUGCUAUUGUGACUGGAGGCGCUACUGGUAUUGGAAGAGCAAUAAGUCAAGAGCUGCUUUAUCUAGGAUGUAAAGUUAUAAUUGCAUCUCGGAAUCUGGAAAGACUUCAAAAGGCUGUCCAGGAGAUGAAAGAACAGAUACCCCAGAAGUCCACAGCUGAUAUCAGAGAAGUCAAGUGUAACAUUCGAAAAGAAGAUGAGGUCAAAUCGCUGAUGGACUCUACGCUGCAGCACUAUGGAAAGAUAGACUAUCUGGUGAACAACGGCGGGGGUCAGUUUCUGAGCCUGCUGGCGGACGUCAGGCUGAAGGGCUGGAAUGCCGUCAUUGAAACAAACCUGACGGGGACAUUUCUGUGCUGCCGAGAAGUCUACAAGAAGUGGAUGGCUGAACACGGGGGAGCCAUAGUUAACAUCAUUGUGGACAUGUGGAAAGGAUUUCCAGCUAUGGGACACACUGCAGCAGCCAGAGCAGCCGUGGAGAAUCUGACCAAGACAGCCUCCCUAGAGUGGGCUGCUAGUGGCAUCCGAAUCAACAGUGUAGCACCAGGUACAAUCUACUCAGACACAGCGGCGGCCAACUAUGGAGACCCAGCAAUUUUCACCAAUGCAAUCCCAUCCAUUCCAGCUAAGAGACUCGGCAAAGUUGAGGAGGUGGCAGCUGCUGUCUGUUUCCUGCUGUCUCCCGCCGCAGCCUACAUAACGGGAGAAACUCUGAAAGUGGACGGGGGUUCUAGCCUUCAUGGAUUAUCCGGCUGGACCGUGCCAGAUCAUAAUGGAUUCAAAGCCUAUGACUGGAAAAGUGAUAUCGAAGACAGAAACCGAGCGAAGGAGGAGGUGGAGAAGUCAAAGCUAUGAGACUGCAAGGAUUAGUUUGCUUCCAAAUUUUAUUCACAAA
Molecule: messenger RNA, 1075 nt
Organism: Acanthaster planci (crown-of-thorns starfish)
Lineage: Eukaryota; Metazoa; Echinodermata; Asteroidea; Valvatida; Acanthasteridae
Product: peroxisomal trans-2-enoyl-CoA reductase-like
Biological process (GO): phytol metabolic process
Cellular component (GO): peroxisome
Molecular function (GO): trans-2-enoyl-CoA reductase (NADPH) activity
Source: RefSeq, a predicted model, not a curated record